AUGGCGGGUGAGGAGGAGGAGCCGAGGGUGACGCUGUACACGGCGGGGACGCCCAACGGCUGGAAGGCUGCCGUGCUCCUGGAGGAGCUGGGGCUGCCCUACAAGGUGCGGCCGAUCAGCAUUUCGAAGGGCGAGCAGAAGGAGGACUGGUACCUGAAGAUCAACCCCAACGGGCGGAUACCGGCGAUCGUGGACCAUGGCAACGGCGACUAUGCUGUGUUUGAGAGUGGAGCGCUGAUGAUGUACUUGUGCGACCACUACGGUGACGGGUCCCUGUUCCCCAAGGUGGAGGACGACAAGGCAAGAUAUGAGGUCAUCGCGUGGCUCAUGUUCCAGAUGAGUGGGUUGGGUCCUAUGCAGGGCCAAGCCAACCACUUUGUGCGGUACGCUCCUGUACAGAUCGAGUAUGGCAAGGAGCGGUACGUUAAUGAGACAAAGCGACUGUACAGUGUACUGGACAAACAGCUGGAGGGUAAAGAGUGGAUCGCUGCGGGUCGGUAUACGAUUGCAGACAUUGCUUGCUUCACAUGGGUCUUCAUACAUUUCUGGUCGGAUGUGGACAUCGAGGAGUUUCCAAACUUGAAGGCAUGGAAGGAGAGGAUAGAAAAGCGUCCAGCAGUGCUGAGAGGGCUGGAUGUCCCAGAGCCCACAAAGUUCAAGGAAGCCAUCACCGACAAGGCCGUCAGGGAACAGAUGAUCAACGAGAUCCGUGCCAUCAUCACGCCGACGAGUGCACCCAAAUGA
This is a messenger RNA of Ostreobium quekettii, 744 nucleotides long. The record is from the annotation of a GenBank genome assembly. NCBI's taxonomy places the organism in Eukaryota, Viridiplantae, Chlorophyta, Ulvophyceae, Bryopsidales, Ostreobiaceae.